AUGGAUUCGCUGUCCUCUGUGCCUGUAAAUAAAAAAAAAAAAAAAAAAUUUUGGAGUGGGGCAAGAUUUUGGGUCGCAUUCAUGGCGGAGAAUCCAAACUCUCGACCUGUAAUAACCACCGCGAGCAGUUCUUACCUGGAAUGCGGGAAUUCAAGCACAAGGACCCCGUGGUACGACAAAGAGUCCAUGCUGAGCGUGCCUUAUUACCUUAUCCUUGUUGAAGUUAUUUUGGGUCUGCUGGUAUGGGCACUGAUUGCAACCACAGAGUAUUUCCACUUUUCCCCAUUUGGAUGGGUGAUGUUUGUGACUGUCUUCUAUUGGCUUCUCACCCUCUUCCUCUUCAUCAUCAACCUGGCCAAUGGGAAAAUCCGACACAUGCCUUGGACUACAGUGGUUCUCGUUUUUAACUGCAGUGCGGCAAUAUUGUACACUUCGGCUGCUAUUGUUGAGGCAGCUUUGGUCAAUCGGGGGGCCAAAGGUCAUCAUGAUUUUAACUGCUGGGCAGCAUCAACGUUUUUUGCAUUCCUAGUAUCUCUGAGUUACGCUGCUAGUGCGUUCUUCAGUUACAAAUCCUGGCACAGAGGAGAUGAAUAAAGUGAGAAAAAAAUGUUAAAAAUAUGGCUCAUCCUUACAUUGUUCAGGAAUGGACUAAACUUGAAAAAUAUUUAAUAUUGAUGACUCUCUAUUUUAUUAAAAAUUAAGAAAUUAACCUUUUGCUCUGUAUGUAUUUGCAAUCAUUCCACAAAUACACAGAUUUGUCUAAUGAAGAGAUGUUUUGAUAUUUUUUCAUAAUUUAUAUGGAUAUUAUUUACAUUAUUUUAUCUUUAUUGAAUGGAGUAUAAUCCUAAGGCUUAUUGACUGUUUGUGAAUGAAUAGGCAUUUAAUGUUUCACCUGUGUGAAUGUUGAUUACCAUUUGCAUGAUCUAAAAGUAUGCUGAAAAACCUCACGAUGUUUGGACUUACCUGACUGACAUUUUAUGAGCCUCAUUGUAUUUCAAGAAGCAUGCGCAACUCUGUUCUCACAAAACAUUUUCCUUUUCCAUCCAGGUCUAAGUCAUUUACUUAAGUUUUAUAUUUGCAAACUCUAUUAUGGCGGCACACAAUAAAGCAGCUCACAUUUGGCAAACCAGUAAAGGAAGUUCACAAGUGCAUUCAUGUACAACACCACAAACACAAAAAGAUGUGCUUGUCGAAUAUGUGUUCACUAUUACAGGAAUGUGAUGAGAUAGGCCUACGUAUUGAGCUCAUCUAUUAUGUCAUUACUGUGUUCCAUUGAACUAUGUUUCAUGCUUUCGGAUAUUAAGAGAAUGUUAACUGUAUGACUGUGAAUCAUGAUGUGAAAUUGAGCAACGCUACUCAACCACGUCAGAUGUGGUUUCCUGGCCACUACACGCGCGGGCUUUGUUCGUUUUAAGUGUAUGUUUGUUUGAUACAUAAACCACCGAACGAUGAUGGGGAUUUUAUCUCUGGACUACUUACUAUCAAAACAAGGAAUUCUGAAGAUCGCUCAGCUCGUAAUUCUCCUGGUAGCGUUCGCUUGCGUUCGCUCGACGUGGUACAACAGCUUUUACGCUUACGGUUUCUAUGAAGGGGUUACGCUGGGUUACUCCGUCACAAUUAUCCUUUACGUGUUCCUGACUGUCUUUGGGCUUCCGAAAAGGGCAUCAUUUGUGAACUGGCUCAUAGCCGAGUUGGUGCUCGAUACACUGGGAUUCAUCUUCAUCUCCACUGGGUCCAUUGUAGCUGCUGUAAAGUCUUAUGGAGUCCCCAUUCUGGUUGGCGCCUCAGUAUGUGGGCUUCUGGCCUCAUAUCUCUUAGUUGUUAGUAUGAUACUGUCGUUUGUUGCCGCUCACCGCCCUCAACCUGCGGAUCCACCAGUAUAAAAGUGUCUUGAUAUUUAUAGUGCUCCUGAAAUAUCUAAUUGCUCUCAACACAUGACAGCAUGGAUGGGGAAUUGAUAAAGGGUAUGGAUGUUUUAAUAAAUUUAUAUGGAAUAUAAAAGACUAUCACAAUA
Messenger RNA from Megalobrama amblycephala (Wuchang bream), 2014 nucleotides. RefSeq names its product CKLF-like MARVEL transmembrane domain containing 8a (gene cmtm8a). Gene Ontology annotation, cellular component: membrane. Gene Ontology annotation, biological process: myelination. NCBI's taxonomy places the organism in Eukaryota, Metazoa, Chordata, Actinopteri, Cypriniformes, Xenocyprididae. The coding region runs from base 1 to 594 and encodes 197 amino acids. The transcript is spliced from 9 exons. Gene Ontology annotation, molecular function: structural constituent of myelin sheath. The record is from RefSeq and is a predicted model, not a curated record.